This is a messenger RNA of Penaeus vannamei (Pacific white shrimp), 678 nucleotides long. Lineage: Eukaryota; Metazoa; Arthropoda; Malacostraca; Decapoda; Penaeidae. The record is from RefSeq and is a predicted model, not a curated record.
AUGUCUAGGACCCCCACCCAGAGUCCUGAGCCCACGUCUAGACCCAAACCCAGACCCUCGAGCCAGACCCUCUGCCCCCACUCCGGCCCUAUCUCAACCCCGUCCCCAGCCCAUGGCCCAAACCCUCCCCAUGUCUCAGGCUCUCAUUCCAGCCCCAGCCCACAGCCCAUGUCUCAGACCCUCACCCCAGCCUUCAAGCCCUUACUCAGCCCCUCACCCAGAUCCCCGGACCUCAGAACCCCAGGCCCCCCACCCACCGGCCCGGCCCCCUCCCCGCGUGUCGACGUCGCGGUCAGCCCCUACGUGUUCCUCGCUACCAGAGGCGACCGCAGGGCGACCCGAAUAAGGGCGCGACGAGGGAUAAGGGUAUAUAAAGUUAACAGCCCCGAGACAAAGGACGUUGUGCCCAGCCUCUCCGGGAGGGACCAGGGAGUCUAUAGUCCUAAGAUCAACAAAGGGAAACAGGGAGCAUUCUUGAAUAGAAAUGGCGGCCGGAUUACACGCAAGAGCGGAGUGGAUAUGACUUAUGAAGGAAGGAAUGUCCCGCGCCCGUCCGCCGCCCGACGGGAAGGGUCCGCGGGCGAGGCGGAAAGGAGGCGCCCACCUUUCACGGGCGGAUCAUCUCAGAGGCAAACGCCCCGCGAGAGAGUUUUUUCUUUGUUAGUUCAGGCUUCAUGA